AGGCCCAAGGGGCAUAUAUAUAUAUAUUACACAUGACUUGAGGUGCAAGGAAAGUAAACAUAGACUAAUAAGGACUCCAAGACUAAUAUUAAUAGACUAAUGAGGACUCCUAGAUUAAUACUAAUACUUCCUAACACCCACCCUCUUCGUUGUUGUUGCAACGGUGGCAUCUCUGAGCUACCUAUAUAUGUCUGUCUGUAGUAGACGCACCUCGAGAUUGUCUGUGUAAUCCCCAUCCGUCGGUUGAUGCAAACUGGAGAAUCUGCAUUGCAUGCAUCAUUAAAGGGCAGACGGCAUUUUCGUGGAAAAUUCAGAGCAAAACGCACCUCAAUGUGAUACACUGCACAUGCUGCAGAGGGCAAAUGUUACAUGGAGCUUCUUCUUCUGCAGCAAUAGAGCUGCUGCUUCUUAUUUGGCCAGACUUAUUCCGCAUCGAUUGGCAUGUAACAUCUGCAUUUCAGUAUCCCUCCGCCAGCGGGUUGUCGGAGCACUACCAUCAAUUAGUAAAACUUUUAAGAAUCAUUUCUUAUACUUUUUUUAACAAUAAUUUUCAAGUUUUUUUUUAAAUUUCUAUGUUUCUUUUUUACAAUUUUUUUGAAAGAUAUUAUCGGGUCAUAUUUUUUUUGAGACAAACUUAUUGGGUCAUGGUUUGGGCGGCUACCUCCCUCUAGUCCAGCCCAGGUCGGCUGAAGAAAGAAGGCUCGGCCCUCUCAACGGCGGCCCAGGCUAUACGUAUAGCGGUCCAAAAAAUUGCGUCUUUCGGCAACCUCUCUGCUCUCUUCCACGCCGGCGGGCGGCGGCGACCGUCCCUCCUCCGUGCGGUGCUCCCGGCCAGUUCCCUCGCCCGCUGCUAUCCUCCGUGCGGCGCUCGCAUGGAAGAAAGGGAGAGGAAGGAGGGGAAGGCGGGCCGCGCGUUGUCGUGCCCUGUCGCCUGACGACGGAGGCGGCGCCGUGAGCUGCGUGCGGCGGCGCGUGUCCCGCGGACUGCACGCGCCGGCGGUGUCCACGGAGCUGGCAAGCUUGCCGCGGCAAACCAUCAAAGAGCGAGGUGAGCUGGGGUGAAAGCUAAACUUCCCCGUCCAAAGAAAGGAAGAGCAGAGCAGAAAUGCCCGCGCCCCACCUCCUCCGCCGCAGCCGCCACCACCUCACCGUCGCCGCCGUCGCAAAAUCCCACGCCACGCUGCUCAAGUCCGGCGUCACCUCCCCCACGUCCUGGAACCAGCUCCUCGCCGCCUACUCCCUCACCCCUCUCGGCCUUGCCGCCGCCCGCCGCCUGUUCGACGAAAUCCCCCGCCUGGAUGCCGCGUCCUGGAACUCCCUCCUCGCCGCGCACGUCUCCAUCGGCGCGCACCCUGCCGCGUGCCGCCUCCUCGGAGCCAUGCACGAGCGGGGGCUCGCCGCCAACACCUUCGCCCUCCGCUCCGCUGCCACCAUGGGCUGCCCUGCCCUCGGCGCCCGGCUGCACUCGCUCGCUGUCAAAACCCAUACAGGACUGAACUUGACUGGUGCCCUUGAUGAUUUAUUUAUACUUGAUUAAAGCUAGUGUGGCUCAUCUUCCCUUGCCACGGCGCUGUUGAUCAUAUCCGAACAAAACUUUACAGGUUAUUGGUGUUGUGCAGAAAGUUAGUGUGAAACUAUGGCUAGCUGCCGAACAAUCAGGCAAUUUCGGAGUAAACGCACCACUUGCUCCCCUCAUUAUUUGGUCUCUGAUAAAAUUAGGUGUGUGCUUUGCUCUUCCACAUCUAUAUCUGAACAGGUUCUUUUCUUUUUCUUUUGCAGGGAACGAUUUUUUUAUUUACAUGUCAUCAGUUUUGUAUGUUUUGGAGAAAAGGCAACAAAAGCUCCUGUACAUAGGAGUAGGAUAGCAUACUUACAGACACCAUGAAUACAUGUAGCAAAUUUUGUACUGAAGCGCAUUUUGUAUUUGUGUGAAUCCAUCUGAAUGUAUUUAAAAAAAGAUCUGUAGCUGUCAACAACUCAUAUUUGGAGAAACAAAAUUAAGAAAUUUUGAGAAAACUUUAAGCAAUGACCCUUUCAGUUGCCAA
Hordeum vulgare subsp. vulgare (domesticated barley) is the source of this 2045-nucleotide messenger RNA. Its product is annotated as putative pentatricopeptide repeat-containing protein At5g47460. The transcript is spliced from 2 exons. Bases 1106 to 1537 code for a protein of 143 amino acids. Gene Ontology annotation, biological process: RNA modification. The record is from RefSeq and is a predicted model, not a curated record. Lineage: Eukaryota; Viridiplantae; Streptophyta; Magnoliopsida; Poales; Poaceae. Gene Ontology annotation, molecular function: RNA binding; protein binding.